Fonsecaea erecta is the source of this 852-nucleotide messenger RNA. RefSeq lists its product as hypothetical. Gene Ontology annotation, cellular component: nucleolus; striated muscle dense body; catalytic step 2 spliceosome. The coding region runs from base 1 to 852 and encodes 283 amino acids. Gene Ontology annotation, molecular function: actin filament binding. Lineage: Eukaryota; Fungi; Ascomycota; Eurotiomycetes; Chaetothyriales; Herpotrichiellaceae. The transcript has a single exon. The record is from RefSeq and is a predicted model, not a curated record.
AUGCCCAUCAAGCCCCUCUCGUUCAAGGGCGACAAGAAGAAGCCCAAAAAGCGCAAGCACCGUCCCGAUGAAGAGGAAGAAGAAGAUGGCCAACAACCCACGACAGUCGACCCCUCCGACGACGACUCCUGGACCACGCCCGACGCGCCCAGCGACCUCGCCGGCCCCGUCAUCCUCGUCCUCCCCACCGUGCCCCCCACGGCCCUCGCGGCCGACGCGCACGGCAACGUCUUUGCGUCGCCGCUCGAAAACAUAGUCGAGGGCGUGGCGGAAACGGCCGAACCUCAUGACGUGCGACAGGUCUGGGUCGCGAGUUCCGUGGCGGGCCUGGGCAAGGGCGAAAUGAGCUUCAAGGGGAGUCACGGAGGCUAUCUGAGUUGUGACUCCGUGGGCGUGCUGGGCGCGAAGAGGGAGGCCAGGGGCGUCGAGGAGGGGUUCAUCGUGGAGACGGUGGACGAUGCGGCAGAUGGGAGGACGAGGUGGCGGCUCCGAACGGCGGCGUCGAAGCGGGAAGAUGGCGACAAGGGAAGACGAUAUCUUUGCGCGGUCACAGAGACGAAGCCUACAAACACAAAAUCAGUCAACAUUUCACUGCGCGGGGACGGUGAGGCAUCAUCAGAUUCCACCUAUCUCAUUGUGAAGAUGCAGGCCCGGUUCAAGCCACGAAUACAGCAGAACAAAGAGACAAAAGCAAAGGAAAAGGUCAGUCGGAGGGAGCUCGAACAAGCGGUUGGACGAAAACUAGAGGAUGAUGAAGUGAAACGCCUGAAGAGAGCGAAGAAGGAAGGAAAUUUCUACGAAGAGGUCCUGGACGUUAGAGUGAAAGGAAAGCAUGACAAGUUCGCCAGCUAA